AUGGAGCCGCUCCCUCCUGCCCCCUUCUGGGAGGCCCUCUACCGGAGCCGCCUGCAGGCCAACCUGUCCCUCCUGGGCGACAACCGCAGCGCGCUGGCCCCGGCCCAGCUUCUCAACGACACCCGGGACGGGGCCUUCCUGCCCCUGGGCCUCAAGGUCACCAUCAUGGGGCUCUACCUCAGCGUGUGCGUGGGGGGGCUGAUGGGCAACUGCCUCGUCAUGUACGUCAUCCUCAGACACACCAAGAUGAAGACGGCCACCAACAUCUACAUCUUCAACCUGGCCCUGGCAGACACGCUGGUGCUGCUGACCCUGCCCUUCCAGGGGGCAGAUGUCCUCCUGGGCUUCUGGCCAUUUGGGAACGCGCUGUGCAAGGUGGUCAUCGCCAUCGACUACUAUAACAUGUUCACCAGCACCCUCACGCUGACCGCCAUGAGCGUGGACCGCUACGUGGCCAUCUGCCACCCCAUCCGCGCCCUUGAUGUCCGCACGUCUACCAAAGCUCAGGCCGUCAACGUGGCCAUUUGGGCCCUGGCCUCUGUCGUGGGCAUCCCAGUGGCUGUCAUGGGGUCAGCACAGGUGGAAGACGAAGAGAUCGAGUGCCUGGUGGAGAUCCCGACCCCGCAGGACUACUGGGGCCCCGUGUUUUCCGUCUGCAUCUUCCUCUUCUCCUUCGUCAUCCCUGUGCUCAUCAUCUCGGUGUGCUACACCCUCAUGGUGCGGCGGCUGCGCGGGGUCCGCCUGAUCUCGGGCUCCCGGGAGAAGGACCAGAACGUGAGGCGCAUCACGCGGCUGGUGCUGGUGCUGGUGGCCGUGUUCGUGGGCUGCUGGAUGCCCGUCCAGGUGUUCGUGCUGGCCCAGGGGCUGGGCGUGCAGCCGGACAGCGAGGCCGCGGUGGCCGCCCUGUGCUUCUGCACGGCCCUGGGCUACGUCAACAGCUGCCUCAACCCCAUCCUCUAUGCCUUCCUGGACGAGAACUUCAAGGCCUGCUUCCGCAGGUUCUGCUGCGCCUCCGCCCUGCGCAGGGAGACCCCGGGCUCCGGCGGUGUGCGCAGCGUUGCCAAGGACGUGGCCCUUGGCUGCAGGACUUCCGAGACAGUGCCGCGGCCCGCGUGACUAGGCGUGGGCCUGCCCCUGGUGCCUGCCAGCCUGCAGAGCCCAUCCACACCCAACACGGAGCUCACACAGGUCACUG
Molecule: messenger RNA, 1195 nt
Organism: Sorex fumeus (smoky shrew)
Lineage: Eukaryota; Metazoa; Chordata; Mammalia; Eulipotyphla; Soricidae
Gene: OPRL1
Product: opioid related nociceptin receptor 1
Exons: 3
Coding region: 1-1116 (371 amino acids)
Biological process (GO): sensory perception of pain; neuropeptide signaling pathway
Cellular component (GO): membrane; neuron projection
Molecular function (GO): neuropeptide binding; nociceptin receptor activity
Source: RefSeq, a predicted model, not a curated record